GUGUUUGUCUAUUAUUUAUAAAACCUCAACAGGGUUAUUUAUAACACUAUAACAUUUUCUGUUCUGUUAAACCGAAGCAGUGUUCCUUAUGAAUGGUGACUGAGAUUUCUCUUAGGAAUGGAAGACGACUCACAUCCUUUGGAAUAUUCUCCAUCCGUAAUGGAAUGGGAGUGUAUAAAAUGUACAUUUCUAAAUGCUCCACAAUUUACUUCGUGUGAAGUCUGUGGCUAUGUCCAAUCUACAGCUGGAAUGGAUUCUCCACCCAUGCAUAUGUCGCUGCCAGAAGACGAUUUGGUAGAAGAUUCCGAGACACCGUUGUCAUCUUUACUGGAAUAUGAAGAGGGCGUUUCUAACGCAAGAAAAUCUCAUGAAAGUGGUUUCAUGAAUGACGAACUUCGGGUAAUUAUGGUCGGUAAAACGGGAUCAGGCAAAAGUGCAACUGGAAAUUCCCUUCUUGGCAAGAGCGUGUUUGUAUCGGAUGUCUCCAAUUCAAGCAUAACUAAAUGCUGCAAACGAGGAUCAGCCACGAGGUUCGGACACGAGCUUCUAGUAGUGGACACUCCAGGUCUUUUUGAUACUGGUAUGACGAAUGACAUCAUCACCACAGAAAUCCUUAAAUGUGUUGGGAUUAGUUCACCGGGACCACAUGCUAUUUUGCUUGUCAUAUGCAUAGGUCGAUUUACUGCAGAGGAGAAAGAUACGGUCGAAUUGCUCAAGAGGGCAUUUGGACCAAGCAUGUCACGAUACCUGAUCGUUGUUUUCACGAGAAAAGAUGACCUUCAACGUGGUCAGAAAUCGAUUGAGCAGAUAUUGAAGGAUGCACCACCUAGUUUACAGGAAAUCGUACAGAGCUGUGAUGGUAGAUAUUUUGCUAUCAAUAAUGCUGAGGAGGAUGUUAAAAAGAUGGAUCAACAAGUACAAGAUCUUUUGCGCAUGAUCCAAAAAAUGGUGCACGGAAGCGGAAAUAGUUACUACACCAGUAAUAUCUUUAAUCAAACUGAAAGAGUAAUCAGAGAACGUGAGAGAGAGCUAAGAAAGGUGUUUGAAGAAAAAAAUAAACUGGAUUUGUACGAAAUGAAACAAAAGGAGUUCAUAGAAAGAGAGAAAUCCCUGUUGGAAAAGCUUGAAAGAUUAGAGAAUAACCGAAGUAAUGAAAGGAUGUCCAUAGCUAACAAUUUGAAGUUACUUCAAACAGAUAUGGAUAAUUUAACUAUGGAGGCCGUGCCUGACACUUUUGACGAGGAUGAAAACUGCAAGUUGGUUAGUGUGCAGCAGAGGAUCCUUGAAGUCAAGAAUCGUUUGGAGGACCUCAGGCAUGCGCAUGAAGAUAUGAUGAUUUAUGAAGAUGUUGGAAAGGCAUCCACGUCUGGAUAUCGGUAUCAGAGAGAAAUUGAUAGAAGGGUGAGGGAAAAUGUUCGAGAUGAAAUUGAAAGUGGAAACAAAAAUAUUCUGAAGAGAUUUUGGAAGAAUAUCAAGCAUGCUGGAAGUGGAUUGAUGACUAAGUUCAAGGAAAUAUUUGAAAUUGUGAAGGAUAAGGCGGGUUGGCGCUGAAAGAACACAUCUCUUUGAAUUUGCUUACAUACAUGCUACAAGUGUACAUAUAUGAUGUUAUAGCUAAUGAAUAAAUAGAAUAUUCAUGUUUAUGUUUUAAACUAUGUCAUGUAUGCGUGUAUAUAUAUAUAUGUAUGAUCUUAAUAAAAUGAGGUAGAUAGUC
Molecule: messenger RNA, 1714 nt
Organism: Ostrea edulis (European flat oyster)
Lineage: Eukaryota; Metazoa; Mollusca; Bivalvia; Ostreida; Ostreidae
Product: GTPase IMAP family member 7-like
Exons: 4
Coding region: 118-1551 (477 amino acids)
Molecular function (GO): GTP binding
Source: RefSeq, a predicted model, not a curated record